This is a messenger RNA of Rosa chinensis, 2106 nucleotides long. Its product is annotated as nuclear transport factor 2. NCBI's taxonomy places the organism in Eukaryota, Viridiplantae, Streptophyta, Magnoliopsida, Rosales, Rosaceae. Bases 189 to 1766 code for a protein of 525 amino acids. Gene Ontology annotation, molecular function: mRNA binding. The record is from RefSeq and is a predicted model, not a curated record. Gene Ontology annotation, cellular component: cytosol; ribonucleoprotein complex. The transcript has 9 exons.
GACCGAAUCUGUGCGCCACUCAGUGUGAAAUUAGCUCCCUCUUUUUUCGUGCGCGAACUGUUCAUCUCUCCCUCUCUCUCUCUCUCGCUCACGCACUCUUUCUUCGCCGCCGUACCUACCGCCGUGCCAUCUAUCUCGUGGUCUCCUACCUCCGUCUCCACCGCCGUCAUAGCAUUCCGUUAAUAAGAAUGGCUUUGCAGACAGCGAUUCCUCCAGUGAUCCCCAGUGCUCAAGUUGUUGCAAAUGCUUUCAUCGCGCAGUAUUACCAUAUUCUUCAUCACAACCCUGGCCAUGUCUAUAGAUUUUAUCAGGAUUCAAGUGUGAUGAGCCGGCCUGAUUUCGACGGUGUGAUGAGAUCGGUGACCACAAUGCAAGGAAUCAAUGAGAAAAUCCUUUCCUUUGAUUACAAGGAAUAUAAGGCAGAGAUAGAAACAGCAGAUGCUCAGAACUCUUAUAAAGAUGGGGUGACUGUGUUAGUUACUGGAUGCUUGACAAGCAAGGAUAACUUGAAAAGGAAAUUCGCUCAAUCAUUUUUUCUUGCCCCACAAGAGAAUGGUUUUUUUGUAUUGAAUGAUGUCUUUAGGUAUGUAGAAGAUGGAGAACUGUUGAAAAACCAUUCAGUUAAUAAUGAUGCCACAACAGUCCACUUUAACCAAGAACCAGAACCAACUCGUGUUCUGGAUCCUCCCACACCGGAUCUGGAAACUACUCAAGUUGAAGAGGAUCAAUUUGUUAUUGAGAAAGCUUUUGACACAUCGGACCAGGAUAGACAAUCAGCUAAUGAGAAAGAAUCUGAUACCGAACGCCCAUCUUAUUCAAAUGGGAAUGAUGUCCAUGUUGCAGUUGAAUCAACUUCUACUACAGCCCAAGAAGAUGGCCCAAAGCAGUCUUAUGCAUCAAUUGUAAAAGUAGCCAAAGGAAGUCCAGGACCAAAUAAAGUUUAUGUGCCCACUAACACCGUAAAAGUUGCUCCUAAGAAAACAGAGAAUUCUUUGCCUGCACCAGCUGCAUCUGCUUCUGUGCCUGAAGCAUCAGCUCCAACUAGCACCAGUACUCUUGAGGGCAGUGAGACUAAUGAGGAAGUUGAGGGCUAUUCUAUAUACAUACGUAAUUUGCCCUUGAGUGUGACGGCUGAUCAGCUUGAGGUUGAAUUCAAGAAAUUUGGACCAAUAAAGGAAGGAGGCAUCCAAGUCCGAAAUAAGAAGCUUCAGGGAUACUGUUUUGGAUUUGUUGAAUUUCUGUCUCUAAGUUCCAUGAAUAGCGCCAUUCAGGCUUCACCAAUCACUGUUGGGGGCCGUCAAGCUAUCAUCGAGAUAAAGAGAACUAACACACGUAUUGGUAGCAGUGGAAGUGGUUCAUUCACUUCUGGAAGGGGAGGGUUUCGGGGUGACAGCUUUAGGGGCCAUGGUAGUUAUGGUGGUGGCCGGAGCUUUGUUAGAAGUGAGUAUGUGAACAGGGCUGAAUUCUCAGGUCGAGGCAGGGGUCGAGUUGGGCGUGGCGGAGAAGGUUAUCGACCAGGGAGAGGAGACAGUCAUCAACAAGGUAGAGGAGAGGGUUAUCAACAAGGGAGAGGAGACAGUUAUCACCAAGGUAGAGGAGACAGUUAUCAACAAGGGAGAGGAGACGGUUAUCAACAUGGGAGAGGAGAAGUUUAUCAACAAAGGAGAGUAGACGGUUAUCAUCAAGGGAGAGGAGACGGUUAUCAGCAAGGGAGAGGAAGAGGUGGCCGUCCAAGUGGACCAAAGCAUAAUGCGGUUUCAGCAUGAAGUAUUUUGAGGAAAAUAGGCUGAAAGUACUUUUGACGUAAUUAGUGCACUUGGAAGUAUUGACAGUAUGGAUCUAAAUUGGAGUAACAGUUAGAGGAGGAGGCAUUUGCUUUAGGUUAGGUUUUGUUCUACGUAGCGGAAUUUUGUCUCAGUUGGGUAUGAUGUAACUUGUUCAUUCAGAAAGUUCAGGUCGCCCGCCAGUUUUACAUGAAACUUUCCAGCUUACUCUCAUUGCAUAGUUUUGGUGUUUAGUAGCCGGUAGUUGAAAGAUCCUAAAAGUUAAUAGAUUGGUUUGUUUUGGGUAUACUUGAUUCUAUUGAUUGUUUGGUUUGCAACUUUA